Molecule: messenger RNA, 2136 nt
Organism: Anopheles marshallii
Lineage: Eukaryota; Metazoa; Arthropoda; Insecta; Diptera; Culicidae
Exons: 8
Coding region: 1-2136 (711 amino acids)
Biological process (GO): nucleoside metabolic process
Molecular function (GO): catalytic activity
Source: RefSeq, a predicted model, not a curated record
AUGCUGUCCCCGACAGUGAAGCGGAUGGAGCGUCCGCCGCCGCCACCGACACCGCCGAAACCGGACCGUCCCCAGCAAUCGUUGAAGGUGCAGCAGAACAGCAACGAACCGGGCGUGGCACCAGUUCCUUCCCAAACGCCAGCCGAGGAGCAGGUCGUGAUGACUCCGCUCGGCAAGACAAACACAUCCACGGUGCUGCUGAUCGAGCGGAAGCUAAUACAGUCGGUUGGCGAACGGACGCACGUGGCCGGUGGCGACCAUCGGGGCAUCAUCAUAAACAAAACUGCCGAAGAGCAAUCCAAUCGCCAGCGAGAACCAGCCCAACUGAGCCUGGAAUUUCGUGUGUUUCUCGUUAGCGCCAACAGUGGUCAGCACUCGCAAGAGUCCCGGCGCAUAAAGUUCUGGUUCCGGCCAUGGCUCGCCUCGGAGGACGUACAGGCCCAGGUUGCGCAGGACUUUUUCCGCGAGCUGGUCAGCCCGAAAGAGUUCCCGCGGGACUAUGUCGGCUUUAUCAAGAAGAUUAUGAAGCUGCUGCAGAAAGGCUACAAUGAAAUUCAAGCAGUUGAGAUCGAGCUACGGAUACUGGAGCAAACGUCAGCCCCACCGUCAAGACCCUCGCGCCCCGGGCACGUGAUCAUAUGUUACGGCAACUGUCACAAGCUUGACACAAACAAUAACGAUCGGGAUCAGAAAAGUUUCCCCGACUGCGGCGAUGGUGACGGUCGGCUCGGUAGCGGUAGCGGCAGCAUUCAUGUUACGCCCAUCAGCCAGCGCAAACGGCAGCAGGAUGAGGAGCGAACCGACGACGAAGUGUCCUUCGAGGAUGAACAGUUUGAAGUUGUUCCGCUGACGCCAGAAAAGAUACUUGAACUGAUCGAGCAAGCCUACCCGAACCCAAUCGCCCCAGAAGAUCUAGCCAAGGACUAUGGAUGGGAAGAGGAGGAAGUGCUUGCCAUAAUGCUGGUGCUGAAGGAGCGUGGUCUCAUUAAAUCGAUGGAGUACAACUCGUUCACCCGCAUUCACCAUGACGACCAGGCCAUCAAAAUCGUCAAGCAAAUGCCGACGAUCGCGUCGAACAAGCAGCCAACGAUAGCCAUCAUUACUGCGCAGUACUGCGAAAAGCUGGCGGUCGACGCCAUGCUGGAGAACAAGGAAACGUUCGUGCGCUACACCACCGUAGGAACUUCCUCCGAUAAGCCCACUAACGAUGCGGAACGACACAAACACAGAAGAAAGAAUCGGUUCGGUGAGUCUAACGUAUAUACGCUCGGCAAUAUAGGUGCGCAUCGGAUCGUUAGUACCAAGCUGCCGUCGGUUGGUAGCACGCGAGAAGCGAUGACAGCAGCGGGCAAUACCACGACCCGUCUGCUCGGCACCUUCCAGAAGGUGGAUUACGUGUUCAUUGUCGGCGUUGCUGGCGGUAUCCCGCACUACACCGACUACCGGCGGCACGUACGGCUCGGCGAUGUCGUGAUCGCAUCCGCAAUCCAGGAACCGAACCCAACCAACGGCAAUCCCCAGAAGCCGUACUGCUACGUGUACAGCGGCGGCCAGACGGAGGUUAAGCGCUACUAUCCGACAGACGAUGGGCUGCAGGCGAUCGCACGCACGAUCGUGCAGAACGAUGACGGCAAGAAGCCGUGGCUGCAGUACGUACAGGAGGGGCUACAGCAGCUCAGUGGACGGGGCGGUCACGCGGAGCAUGACUUUGCCCGUCCGGCACCGAACACGGACAAGCUGUACAUGAACAUCGGCAACAAGAACGUGAUCGAGGUGGCACACCCGAUCGCCCAGACGGAUGCGGACGGGGAUGAAGCGGACGCGGCCGGUGGUCCCGUACCGCACCAGACGCGUCUGCAUGCUGGCCCGAUCGGAUCCGGCUACGAUCUGGUACGGUCCGACAGUGCCCGGACAGAGUACGCCCAGACGUACCAUCUGCUAGCGACGGACAGCGAGAUGAACUCGGUGCUGGACAGCGUGGUCGGCAACUGCCGGGAUAGCUUCAUCCUGGUGAAGGGUAUUGCCGACUACAAGGACGGUACCACGUCACGCAAAUGGCAGAACUACGCCUCGCUAGCGGCGGCCGCCGUCAUGAAGACGAUCGUGUGCGCGAUGGACGCACCGACGAACGUGUAG